AUGCGGAUCAAGUGGCCAACAAUUCUAUUGAUUGCCUUAAUCACCCUCGUCUUUUUGCUUUUUAAUAUUUAUGGAGUUUUGGAGAUUUUGAGGUUUUUUAGGAGUCAGGAGCAAAAAAAGGUUUUAGGUGAGAAAUUUUGAAGCUUAAAAUUUACAGCCAAAAGUUGUAGAUCAAGGAAAAAAUCUAAAAAACUUCCUUCCAGAAUUCCAACACCGCAAUCGUCUUUCAACAACUUCUACAUCCGCACCAGAUCCACCUCCACCCGAACUUGUCACAUUCCCAAGUUCAACAUCGAGGUCUCAUCAUCAUCACAAACAUCACAAAACUAAUCAUAUCAGUAGGCAACAUGUUGUUCAGCAAACAACUCAGGAACCUGAACCGGUGACCGAAACUUCCACGAGUACUACAACUAGAAUACAUAUCACAACUCCUAGAUAUCAAGUGGCUACCGAGGUGGCGGUUCCAGUUAUUGAGCGAAUCAAGAUUCCAGCAUCGUCUAGUUAUCGGGAGCCGUAUCGUUAUCAUCAGGAGCAUAAGCAUAAUCGCACUCAUAUUGAGGUUCAUAGACAUGUAGAUUCUACCACAACAGUUGGAACUACAACCAGCACAACUGUUGGAACUACAACCAGCAGAUCUCAUCAUCAUCAUCAUCACCACCGUCACAAUCAUCAUAUGACAUCUAAUACCGAGGUGACUACUCGAAGAACUCCCACGCAGAGAUAUCCCUCUCUGGAACACACCCAAAGAGUUCCUACUCAGCGUCCAACUCCACCGAGAUACCCAACCCGGGAAUACCCGCCACCUUACCGAGCUGAAGUUCAACAUCGCCCACAUUCCCAACAUCCCACAAAUCAUCCACCUCGCCCAACCGAUGGAUAUUGGAGAUACCCGCAAGGAUCAAUUCGGGCUGGAUUAUCUCGCCAAGAUCCAACAACAACAUCCACUUUGCCAUCCACAACAAAUAGGAUUCUUGAUGAAAAUGACAUCGAGUACGAUCCAAUCAGUUUUGAAGUGGGGGGAGAUGAUCAAGAUGAAGAUCAGGAAGAGACAACUACUGAAAGAUCUACCACAACCACCGAAAAGAUCACAACCACAACAACAGAAUGGGCGGGUAGACGAAGACAGCCAGAGCCAACCACGACACCGGGAAAUGCAGCAGAGUGAGUUGUUGAGUCGGGGAAGAGGGGAUUCCACGUGGGGGGAAAUGCAUGGAAUUUUUAUACAAAAUUUCAAAAUUCGAUGAAAAUUGAAAAAAAAAAACUAGCUAAAACUAGAUUCUCUGAAAAAUUUUGCGAAUGGAAAUAAAUUUUUUUGAAAAAUUUUAAUUCAAGACUGAAAAAUAAAAAUGUGUUAUUUUAAAAAUUAUAAAUUACAAAAAAUCUUCAGAAAAAAAUCUUCAGAAAACCAAAAUUUCGAAAAAUCAAUAAAAUAAAUCUGCUAAAGUGCGGGAAGGUGGAGUGUUGUUAGUAGUACUCUAUUUUUGAUUAAUUUCUAUUUUUAAAUUAAAUUUAAAUAAAUUUAAAUGAGAAUUUUUGUUUUUUUUUAGUAGAAAGAAUUUUGUAUUUGGACUGUUCCAAGCCUUGAAAAUUUUGCCACGUGUAAACUUUAAUCUAGAUUAUAUUUUUCAAUUUCUGAAUUUUCUCCAGACGCAACGUCACAAUCGUAACCGGACUUCUCAACAUUGGCCGCGGAGAUUGGGACCAAUAUCGUCGCCCGCUCACCAAAUAUCAUGAAUUCAUGGAGAAUCUGCUUUCCCUCCAGAACAAUCUUGUCGUUUUCACAGAUGACUCGAGUUACGAUUUUGUCGAGAAAUAUCGCGCAAAACUCGGUUUGGCACACAUGACACGUGUUCAUAAGAUCUCAAUUCAAGAACUUCCACUCUACGGGUAUUAUAAUGAGGCUAAACGGAUUAUUGAUAAUGAACUCGGAAAUGCCACAUUCUAUGAGUGAGUUUUUUUUAUUUGAUCUUGUAGAAAGACAAAAAUCAUGUUUUUUCCGCAGACUUUUUGCUGACAGCGAUAUGAAAACUCAUCCAGAAGCCAAAAGUGCAGAAUACAACAUUGUCGUCAAUUCAAAAACUCACUUUUUGCAAAAUGUAACUCUCGAAAACCCCUUCCAAACUGAUCAUUUCAUUUGGCUUGAUGCUGGUUACGGUCAUGGAAAUCAAAGUGUAUUUCCGUAUAAUAAUAUUUGGCGGCCAAAGUUUGUAGAUGGCAAAGUUUCACUGAUCAAAUUGACACCGCAUUAUGAUAAGUUGACCAAUUAUGGAUUGCACAAUUUGUAUCGGAGGAAUUGGGCGGUGUUGAGUGGUGGAUUUAUUGCCGGGGAUAAACAGUGAGUAGAUUUGGGAAAAACGCAUCUCAAACUUCAAUAGCUCUAAAACUUAAAACCUAGUCAGCACACUGUGAUACCUAGAAAACCUGAUAGUCCACGUCUAGAGCACCAUUCUGACUAGGAGCCUUUUCUCGAGACUCAACAAGACCUCUACUUAUUUUUUCCAGCUCAAUCGAACAACUCCACUCCAUAAUCCACCGUCGCUUCAUCCGUCUAAUCUACCAAAACUACGUGGACGACGAUCAAACUCUUUUGGUUCUAGCUGUCAAUGCUCAUCCCCACCUUUUCAAUAUUGUCAACGGCGAUUGGUUUGAUGCGUUCAAACUUUUCAGCGUUGAUGCUGAAUCGCAACUUGGUUAG
Caenorhabditis angaria is the source of this 2695-nucleotide messenger RNA. Lineage: Eukaryota; Metazoa; Nematoda; Chromadorea; Rhabditida; Rhabditidae. The record is from the annotation of a GenBank genome assembly.